Molecule: messenger RNA, 769 nt
Organism: Lecanosticta acicola
Lineage: Eukaryota; Fungi; Ascomycota; Dothideomycetes; Mycosphaerellales; Mycosphaerellaceae
Source: the annotation of a GenBank genome assembly
AUGGGGGGCAAGCGUAAAUCCAUCGAGUCCGCUCUGGGGUUCAUACCAAAGAAGAUCAAGAUCGUAGACAGUCAGUCUGAUUGUGAGUCAGAUUGUCGCGCUUCAUCGGGGAUCGUUUCUGAUACCUCACGCAGCAGACGAACUUUUCGUCAAGGAAACCGAGGCAGAUACUGGUAGCGAAACGAGCGAGACACCAUGCGACACUGCCAUCGAGGACCCAUGCAUCUCUGACGAAUGCGCUCAAAGCCACAUCGAGAUGGAGAAGGCAAGCCAGGACAUCUUCUUCCUACAGGCCGACACCCUACACCUGAGGAAACUCCUGGACGAGAAGGACCAGGAGGUAUUCGAACUCAAAGCUGGCUUGGAGAGCGAGGCGCAGCGUCGGGCAACACAGGCGAAGCAGUACGAGAAGGAGAUCUCGGAGCUUCGGGCAGAGAAGUCGAGCACAUCGCGGAGCAAUCUAGACACGAGCAGCAACAGCAGCAACAGCAGCAGCAGCAGCAGCAUCGAAGAGCUGAGUGAUGCCAUCAAGAAAAAGAAAGGAGAGAUUCGAGAUCUCCAGGUCGAGCUUGACCGGGCCAGGGAUGAGGCCGAGGCUGGCAAGGCGGAGAUCGGUCGGAAGCAGCAGGAGACCACGCGGUGUUCGGAGGCUCUGGAACAGGAGAGAGGUUCCAAGAAAAUCGAGGAAGUCAUCGCGGAGAUGGCGAGGGAAUUGGUAGGCGUUGACUGGCGUGGGAGGAAGCUGGGAGACAAGCCGAAGAAGCUGUAG